GUAGUCCUAGUGGCCAUUGCCUAUCCCUCAUUACGGUUGCUAUACUUAAUAGAUGAGGUUGAAGGGCCUAGUGUAACUCUUAAUGUAUUAGGGCAUCAGUGGUAUUGGGAGUACUCGUUGGCUAAUAUUGAGGGUUGGAGUAGGGGUUGUUAUUCUAAUCCUCCUCGUAGGUGUUUAAUUCAGAAAAGGUAUGGUAGUAGAGAUCUUAGUGAACGUCAAGGGUUUCACGACUAUGUUUUUGGCAAUCAUAAGAUUAAUUUUAAUCAGCCUGAUGGAUUUGGUCAUCUUGAAAGUGAGGGUCAGGAGUUUUACGGAUUUGACAGGGUUAGAAGUGUGAUGGACGGAGUAGUCCUAGUGGCCAUUGCCUAUCCCUCAUUACGGUUGCUAUACUUAAUAGAUGAGGUUGAAGGGCCUAGUGUAACUCUUAAUGUAUUAGGGCAUCAGUGGUAUUGGGAGUACUCGUUGGCUAAUAUUGAGGAUGAGGUUGAAGGGCCUAGUGUAACUCUUAAUGUAUUAGGGCAUCAGUGGUAUUGGGAGUACUCGUUGGCGAAUAUUGAG
This is a messenger RNA of Notodromas monacha, 558 nucleotides long. The record is from the annotation of a GenBank genome assembly. Lineage: Eukaryota; Metazoa; Arthropoda; Ostracoda; Podocopida; Cyprididae.